UUAUGGCCCCGAACUUGAAUGUCGCCACCAGACGUCGGUACUGUUCAACUGUCAUCGCGGAUGGAUUCGUAACAAAUUUGAAUAAAUUGGAAAUUCGAAAUAAAUGUUCCAGAAUGUUCUUAAAAUUGUUUAAGUUCAAGCAGUAAGCCCUGCAUUAUUUUUUCUCACAUCUGUCAUCCGGAAGCAGCAGCAGCAGCAGCGGCAAUAUACUAUUAACGUAAUUUUUUCAUUCUGGGCAAUGAAUCGGGACAAGCCAACCUGGAGUGUAACGGAGGAAGAUGGUGAUAACUUGUGUAUUCUCUACAAAGGCAAGCAGUUCGUGAUGCCCCGCUCGGAUUACACUAGAAAGCGAACGCCGGAGGAUCAUAGGCGACCUGGUAUAGCGAGUGGUGCUCCGGAAAAAAUGCGUGCAGUAUAUGCGUCGGACAGUAGUCGGUUGAGACGAGAUACAACUGACCCCGCGGAAACGAAACAAAUCGAAACGAAAAUUUUCAGCAAGCUUAUAGAUGAGUUGAAGGGGUCUCCUGAGCAACCACCAAGGUUUGCCAACAAUAUCAGAAAGUCUGACCUAGCCCCUAGUUACACCCUAGAAGACGACUCGGAUAGCAAGGAGACGGUUGUGGAGAAAAAUCUUCCAAUGGUGAGUUCCUCUGAAUGCGCUAACACUCAGGAACCGAAGCUAAAAAUCGCAUUCCCAUCUGCGGAGAGUGUCAACUCUCGGAAACCCCAAGAAACGCUGUCCGAGCUGAAGGGAACACUGGUUCACCUGAUCGAUAAAACCAUUGAUCAACUGGAAUCGCAGCAAGAUCUAGCGAAGGGAGAAUCGGCGGCUAAUGAUCCGAUCAAUCCUGGCGGGGAUGGUUCGAGGGCCGCCCAUCGGAUGCAGAAUUUUCAACUUCUGAAGACGGAUUCGUUCGCUCAAACUAAACGAGAGGUCAGAUUGAAGUUGUUCACCGAAAUUGAAACGAUCGUGAUCCGACUGAAGGAUAUGGAGAAGCUGAACUAGAUGUUUU
Molecule: messenger RNA, 1013 nt
Organism: Toxorhynchites rutilus septentrionalis
Lineage: Eukaryota; Metazoa; Arthropoda; Insecta; Diptera; Culicidae
Exons: 2
Coding region: 239-1006 (255 amino acids)
Source: RefSeq, a predicted model, not a curated record